Linderina pennispora is the source of this 513-nucleotide messenger RNA. RefSeq lists its product as uncharacterized. NCBI's taxonomy places the organism in Eukaryota, Fungi, Kickxellomycota, Kickxellomycetes, Kickxellales, Kickxellaceae. The transcript has a single exon. Bases 74 to 313 code for a protein of 79 amino acids. The record is from RefSeq and is a predicted model, not a curated record.
GUCGAUUGUUCAGUCUAUUGAGUAUGCGGAGUAAAUGGAGAGAGAGCGAAAAGGGGGGAGGCCACAGAGAGAUAUGUGGAGACAAAGUAUAGAAAAAAGGGCGAGAGAAAAGGGCGUGUAUAUCUGCAGCCUUCAAGCCUUAAUUGGGGGGUAUGUACUCCAACACGCCAAGUUUGAAAAGAAGGUGAAGAAAAGCGGGUGUGUGGUGGGAGGAAGCGAAAAGGGGAUGUUGGGUGCCAGAACAAGGUGGUUUGUUUCUGGUGUCAGAAGUGAUAACGACAAAGCCGGGACCAACAAAUAUAAAUGGGUGUAAUAUGAAAAGGCUCUUUAAUAAGUAAGAAAUAACGGGCAGUGGUGUCAAAUAAAAAUAAUACGAAAUGGGCGAAGGGCGAGCUAAAGCGGUCCUUUUGUUUUUUAGAGCCCAGACAAGCGGGAGAGAAGGUGUGAGAAAAAUAGCGAGGAAUAGCUGUGUAAGAAUGGAAGCAGAGAAGCGAGAAAAAAGAUUUUGGAUGG